CGAAGCAGUUGAGAGUGUAGUCGUUUCCGUAUCAACACAACUGCCACGUGACUCUCGUAACUUCAAGUUCCUUUCUAAUAUUUAUAAUUCCUUAUUAUUUAUUUACCCGUGUGACGUUUAGUGAAAGAAGUUAGCAACAUGUAUACUAUUGUUAAUGAUAUUAAAUGCAGCUUUGCAGUCUUAUCUGCACUGAUCAUAACAGUGUUUACUACCAAAGUCAAAGCAGAGGCAUGCAAUUUCCAAAACUUUAUCGAAUGUGCAAAACCACUAUCAGUAUUAACGGACUCAGGGUUAACGUUCUUUAAUAAUAGCAAGGACUUGGAGGAAGUGUGCCCUAAUCUUAAAACGGCCAUCAAGUGCAUCCACAAUUUCACAAGGCGCUGCAUGAAGAAAGAGGAUAGGGAACAUUUCAGGGAAGUGUUUCGUGGAACCGGCUCAAUUGUACAUGAACUAUGCAGAAACGGUCGCUAUCAAGAAGAAUAUUUAAGACAUGCGCCUUGCAUGACCCAAAUAUCAGCUGAAAAUGAAAAAUGUUUUGAGACCUACACCACAUCAAUGGCUAAACUCAAACCAAAUACAUAUGAAGUUGAAGUGGACGCUGCAAUGGUUGAUGUUACCAGUGAAUUAAAGAAAAAGAGAGCCAUCGCUGAUGAAGGAAUCAAAAACGUUUGCUGUGCUUUCCAACAGUACAUGGAAUGCUCAACAACUGCUGUCAGGGACAAAUGCGGAGACGAUACAGCUGAGUUCAGCCGAAGAUUCUUAAACAGAAUGUCGGCCUCAAUGUUAAACGUUCAUUGUACAGAAUACGGAAAGAGGCAAUGUGGAUUAGAAGAGUCAAUAGAAGCAUGGCCGGCAAGCUCAUCAUCAUCCUACCAAUCAGCAGUAGCUCUAGUAACAACCCUACUAACAGCACAAUUAUUAUUGCGGUAGUAUUCUAAAAGGCAUUUAGAAUAGAUGCUUAAAAUUGUGAUUUUUCGAAUAGAACUGAUUUGAAAAUUGUAUUUUUUAAGUAGGAAAUUCAGAUAUGAACGUGUCAUAGCAAUUUUCAAAUAUACUUCAUUCUCAUUUUGAAGAGUUUUUAGGAAAUAUUUAUUCUUUAUUUAUUUUCGCUAACGUGUAUACCAAAGAGUAUAAUAGCGAGAUAAUCAAAAUGAGAAAACAUCAAGAUUAGCUUGAAGAACAUGGAGGAAUCGAUAGGAAAUCUAGACCAAAAUUAGUUUUAAAAAAGUUAUCUUAAAAAUUUGGGAAUUGGUUCAAUGUUUCCGAUAUUGAUUACUGUUUGAACUAAAUAAUUUCGGGCAAGUUUUAUCUACUAUAUAGCGACUCGGCUAAUGGGUUUCUAAACAUAGUUUUGGAUAGGAAAUUGUAUAUCUGGUAUUUUCGUUAAAAAGGAGGGCUUUUGAAAAAAUCUAGACAUUUGUCAGUUAAUUAUAAAUGUCAAGAAAUUCGGUACCAGAUAAACGAAAGUAGUAAACCAAACUACUUAUUACCAACAUUUAUAUCUGUUGGUCAUUUUCUAAAUUACAGAGUGACAUUGUCUGAAAAUUAGUAGUUUGGUGAGACAAAUAGUAUUACAAUUAUUCCAAAUUGACUAGAAAUGACUUGACCUAUAAUAUCAUCGGUAAAUUAAAUUUGCUUUAAUUCUGGAUCUGUUUUUUUUAUAUUUGUUUGUGGUCUCACAUGUUCUCCAAAUUAAAAUACAUCACGAGAUUGCAAUAAGUUCUUUGUAGAACUAACAUAUCCACUUAACUAACAUUCCAGACUGGUUUUGGAUAUUUAAAAGACUGAAAUGAUAGUUGUUCAUCAAAAAUGUUAACUUUAAUACAAAUAUGUUAAUAAUAGUAGUAUUUAAAUAGUGUACAAAAAGCUGAAGUAUUGAUGUAAAUUUAACAUUUUUGUAUGUCUUUUAUCAUAUAUAUAAGAAAUGAUCUUAAGAAUCAAUAUUGGUUAUCUUGAAGCUAUAUUCUCAUAGUUUUUCAGUAACUCUGUGUUAUUUAUUGUAUCAUAUAUAGUUAACAAAUCAGAAUGUUGUGAAAGCUUGUAUAGUAUUUAUUCUAAGUGUGUUGCAUGAAAGUAUGAAUCUUUACAAUAAUUUUGUAUUUGUUAGUGUCUCUAAGACUAGUUGACAUUUCCAUUAUUUAAUAUUUUGUAACUUCGGUUAGUAUAGAGAACAAACUAAAGCUGUAUUAAAGAGUAUUUUAGCACUGUUAGAAAUGUUACUAGAUCUUGACUGAUCUGAGAUUUCGGGUCGAGUUUGUGUACAUCUCAAUAUAGUACCUUACUGUUGUUUCGUUCAAAGUAUGAGUUCCUCAGGUCGUGACUUUCACGCCAAUGUCGGUAACAUUACUUGCCAUUAUUUAAAAAAAUAUCUAUAGUCUGGAUUUGAGGAAUUCAUAUAUUUGGUAAAUGCACCAAAUCUUGGCAGUAUUGUCAAAUUUUGUUAUUUUUUAAAGAUUAAAAAAUAAACAUUUAAAAACCA
This is a messenger RNA of Diabrotica balteata, 2479 nucleotides long. Lineage: Eukaryota; Metazoa; Arthropoda; Insecta; Coleoptera; Chrysomelidae. The record is from the annotation of a GenBank genome assembly.